This is a messenger RNA of Xylona heveae TC161, 831 nucleotides long. RefSeq lists its product as hypothetical. Lineage: Eukaryota; Fungi; Ascomycota; Xylonomycetes; Xylonales; Xylonaceae. The record is from RefSeq and is a predicted model, not a curated record. The transcript is spliced from 3 exons. The coding region runs from base 1 to 831 and encodes 276 amino acids.
AUGUCUUCUCUCAACCUCCGCCUUGACGACGACGGACUUUGUGACGAAGGAGACUUUUCAUACCGAAAAGCCUUCAAUAUUCUUCGCAAAUAUCUUGAACCAGACAGUGAGGUUUCUAUCGACAAGACUGCCAUUCAGAUUACCGACAUGCUUCCAAGUUCGGGAGGAAAAGAGUAUGGCAAGGGCGACAGUUCCUUUGCGUACUUAGUCAUUGAAAUAGCUGAGCAGAUUCCUUAUCACCACCUAUCUCAGGUCAAGCUGGUGUGGCUUGUUCAGCGCUUGGUGUUGUCUGCAAAAUUGAAUGCCAUAGUAUCACGCGAGGGUUAUUCCCUCAAUGGCUCUCUUUCUACUUUGCAUGGAGCAUUGUACGAAUAUCAGCACAUGGUUUUGGACGAUGACACAGAUUUUCAAGACCAGGUGUCCAAAUGCAUCAACAUGCAGGCUUUCAUAGCCCGACUCGUGGAAUGUCACUUCAUAGAUAAUCCACUAUGGGGAAUAUGGACACUACGACAGGCUCUCGAAAGUGAAUGGAUUGGUGAUGAGGCUGACAGCUGCUUUUUCAGUGGAGCCGCGAUGUGGAUAUUACUCGCUGGACAGACUUUAUUCGUGCAAACGGUUCAAGCUCCAAAAGAGAUUGAACCAGAUUUUAAAAAUUCGUAUAAUGGUGGCCCGCUCUACACGGGCCCUGCACUCGGAUUAGAGCGGUGGAGAUUCUGGCAGAAGGCAUUUGAUGCUGUUUCAGACAGGGAAGGGAUAACGGAUGAAUGUAAGAAGCUGGCGGGUAAAGCAGCGGAACUCAUGGCAACUCUUGAAAGAACCAUGUCUUGGUAG